Ciona intestinalis (vase tunicate) is the source of this 1519-nucleotide messenger RNA. RefSeq names its product type-1 angiotensin II receptor-associated protein-like. Gene Ontology annotation, biological process: angiotensin-activated signaling pathway. NCBI's taxonomy places the organism in Eukaryota, Metazoa, Chordata, Ascidiacea, Phlebobranchia, Cionidae. Gene Ontology annotation, cellular component: plasma membrane. The record is from RefSeq and is a predicted model, not a curated record.
UGGUUAGGUCAUAAGACAGUGUAUGAUUUCUCGUUGCAUUUUUUAUUAAUUCUAAAGCUAAUAUAUUUAAAUUACUUGACAUAUAGUAGCGAGAGUGUAAGGAAACAGUUUCAACAACACAUACCCAUUUAUUUCCUGUUGUGUGUUGUUGUAAAUAUAUAGGAGCAAACGAUAAUACGGUUCAGACAAACGAUACAGAAUGCCUUCAAUUUCAAUUAAAGCAAUUGUUCUUGUUCAUUGGAUCUUAGUAAUGUGGACAACGCUUGGUUGGGCGCCAUCUUCAUUUCUUUACCCAAACUUGAGUGUAUUAAUUGUUGGUUUUUGGGCAGUGGCAGAUAAACAAUCGGUUGAUGCUGUGUUUAUGUUUAUUGUGAUGCAGAUUGGUUCAGUAAUAGUUGAUAUUGUUAAUUUAAGUCUUUACUUUCCACCUUACAAUGCAGUAGGUCAAGCAAAGUUCAGUGCGGGUAUGGCGAUUCUCAAUUUGAUUUUGAAACCUUUUUCAACAAUCUUGUUGUACCAAAUGUACAGUGACAGAGGGGGUCAGUAUAAUAUUAACUUUGGUCCAAACACACCCUCUUAUGACCAAAUAGAUGGAAAUCCGAAUGAUUCAUCCACAAAACAAGGGUCCACUGCAUAUUUCCCCCCACCCCCAACUGCAGAACAAGGAAGCUAACUUUUUAAAAUUCAAACUUUUAUUAUUACGAGCUGCAUAGAACUAUACUAUAUGGUUGUACAGAUUUAUAUAAAAGGAAAUGUGAUUUGAUUACGAAGAUUAAAGAGAGUUUAAUUACUGUGACUAUUGUAAAGAGACAUUAUCAUAGUUUGUUAAUAAAUUGAUUAACUUUUACAUUUUCACCACAGCAUAUAUGAUAUAUAUAAGUGCUUCUCAACUUUUUUGUGGCACAUCCCAAAAAUUAAUAAUAAGGAUGAAUGAAUGAUCAAAAAAUGCUCAAAGAUAAGUGUUAACUUAUAUUUACUGGUUUGUCUUAAUUGACAUUUUUUUAAGACCGCAGUCCAAUGCAUUUUUUGUAUUUUAUUAAGUAAAAUUAAUCCUAAUUUAUUACUAAAACUUUGGCAACACAAUUUCUAAAACUGCGCAAAUUUUACAAUCAUAGUAAAAGGCUACAUUAGCCACUGUAGUAGGCAACAUAUUGAAAUUGAACUAAUGAUCCAUUUUUGGCAACCCAGGGGUUGAGAAGCACUGCUGUAUGUAUAUUAGCAUUUGCUACUCAGUUAACUUUGAUGUUUUUCCAAUGUAAUUAUAAGUAAUAACCUCUUGGCAAUUCUACUUUACUAUUUUGUGUAAAAAAAUACCUUUAACUAAAUUUCUUUGACAAAUUAAGCCCUAUUUUAAAGGUAGCUGUGAGAUUUAAACGUAAGAAAAAAGAGUGCAAUUAAUGUUUUACACACUGUAUAAUAUUCAUGGUUGGUAAUACUAUGAAAUGCCACAUUACAAAUGUAUUAUUCAUGUCACCAUUCAGCUUAUGAGUCAUAAUACUAACAUCUUGUGUACGAAGCA